Molecule: messenger RNA, 1344 nt
Organism: Tauraco erythrolophus (red-crested turaco)
Lineage: Eukaryota; Metazoa; Chordata; Aves; Musophagiformes; Musophagidae
Source: RefSeq, a predicted model, not a curated record
AUGCCCGACUACAAGCGUGCCACGCUGCAGGACGAUGAGGGGCCAGAGCCGGCAAGAGAUGGCAGCGCCUCUCCCGACAGCGUGGAGGUGGGGUUUCGGAAGGGGCCAGAGCCAUGGCUGAGCCGCCUGGCCUCACGCAGCCAGCUGGAGCUGGUGCUCUGCGCCGUUGCCGUCUCCCUGGCCCUGCUGCUUGGCAUCGCUGUCAUCGCCCUGGCCAUCCAGUACCGCAGAGAUCCUUCUCACAGCACGUGCCUGACGGACGCCUGCGUCCGGGUGGCCAGCAAGAUCCUGGAGGCUCUGGAUUCGGAGACAGACCCAUGCCAGGACUUCUACCAGUACUCGUGCGGGGGCUGGAUCAAGAGGAACCCGCUGCCCAAUGGACGCUCCAAGUGGAGCACCUUCAACAGCAUCUGGGACCAGAACCAGGCCAUCAUGAAGCAUCUCCUAGAGAACACCACCUUCAACUCCAGCAGUGAGGCGGAGCGGAAGACGCAGCGGGACUACCCGUCCUGCCUCCAGGAGCAGAAGAUAGAACAGCCCCUCAUGGAGCUCAUCGACAAGAUCGGGGGGUGGAAUGUCACCGGCUCCUGGAACCAGACCAGCUUCAUGGAGGUCCUCAAGAUGGUGUCAGGCACGUACCGGGCGACCCCCUUCUUCACAGUGUAUGUGGGGGCAGACUCCAAGAGCUCCAACAGCAACAUCAUCCAGGUUGGCACCUUGGCAUGGAGGGGUGGGCUUUUCCUCCCAUCUCGGGAUUACUACCUGAACAAGACUGCCAAUGAGAGGGUCCUGGCAGCAUCCCUGGACUACAUGGUGGAGCUGGGCACACUGCUGGGGGGGGCCCCAGAGCCCACCCGUCUCCAGAUGCGGCAGGUGCUGGACUUCGAAACCCAGCUGGCCAACAUCACUGUGCCCCAAGCUGAGCGGCGAGACGACGAGAAGAUCUACCACAAGAUGAGCAUCGCUGAGCUGCAGACCCUGGCCCCUGCUGUCGACUGGCUGGAUUACCUGUCCUAUGCCCUGGCCCCGCUGGAGCUGGCAGACACAGAGCCUGUGGUGGUGUACGGGGACGCCUACCUCCAGCAGGUCUCUGACCUGAUCAACGGCACCGACAGGAGCAUCCUGAACAACUACGUGAUCUGGAACCUGGUGCAGAAGACAGCCUCCAGUCUGGACCAGCGCUUCGAGACGGCCCAGGAGAGGCUGCGGGGGACACUCUACGGGACCACGAAGUCCUGCACACCUCGCUGGCAAACCUGCAUCUCCAACACGGACGACACGCUGGGCUUCGCCCUGGGCUCCCUCUUUGUCAAAGCGACCUUCGACCGGGACAGCAAGGCCAUC